Molecule: messenger RNA, 366 nt
Organism: Scedosporium apiospermum
Lineage: Eukaryota; Fungi; Ascomycota; Sordariomycetes; Microascales; Microascaceae
Exons: 3
Coding region: 1-366 (121 amino acids)
Cellular component (GO): fungal-type cell wall
Molecular function (GO): structural constituent of cell wall
Source: RefSeq, a predicted model, not a curated record
AUGCGUUUCCAACUCGUCGCCGCUUUCGCCGCCAUGGCUUCUGCCGUCGCUCUUCCCACCACCAAUGAUGCGGAGAACCCGACCAUCGGCCACGCUCAGAAUGUUUGUGGCUCUUUCAACAAGCAACUCAACUGCUGCAGCGAGGAGCAGGAGAUUGUUGGUCUGGGCUUGCUGUCCAACCUUCUCGGCGGAUUGGGCUUGUUCAACGGAUGCUCUUCUCUCUCCGUUACCGCCCUUAUUGGCCUUGAUGAUAUCCUCAACGACAAGUGCAAGCAGACUGCUGCCUGCUGCGACUCUGGCACCGUCUCCCAGAACGGUCUGAUCAACGUUGGGCUCCCCUGCAUUGCCCUCAAUGAUGUUCUCUAA